Molecule: messenger RNA, 1362 nt
Organism: Metarhizium acridum CQMa 102
Lineage: Eukaryota; Fungi; Ascomycota; Sordariomycetes; Hypocreales; Clavicipitaceae
Source: RefSeq, a predicted model, not a curated record
AUGGCGAACCGAGAAGUCUUGUCCUCCCGAACGGAGACUCUCAACAAAUACCUGAAGCUCGACCAGAAGGGCUCCAUCAUGGCCGAAUACGUCUGGGUCGAUGCCAACGGCGAGACUCGAUCAAAAUCGAGGGCCGAGACGGGGCGCGCUUUGUCGAGUCUUGAGGAGUCUGAGCUCAGCCACACGCCUGGCGUUGCGGCGAAGCAGGCGACCCUGCCCUCCCCAGCCACGCUCAGAAUAGAAAGCCACCCCGCAUCAGCGUCACCCCGAGACGGUCCCACUGGCACCGGCCGAGCGGACCAAUCGGUGCCCGGCUAUCCGGAUUUCGGUGCCAUGCGGCGGCGUGUGGACGGCCCCAGCCUAUAUGUGAAUUCCUAUGACGCACAGCAUAUUGCAGAUCAGAUCAAGUCAUGCCGAACCCUCGCUGAGAAGGAGUACAAGCCUGAAGAUCUCCCCGUCUGGAACUUUGACGGCUCAUCCACCGAUCAGGCCCCCGGCGAAAACUCUGACGUCUACCUGCGUCCCUGCGCCAUCUUCCCCGACCCCUUUCGCGGCUCUCCCAACAUCAUUGUCCUGGCUGAGUGCUGGAACGCCGAUGGCACUCCCAACAAGUUCAACUUCCGUUAUGAGUGCAACAAGGUGAUGGAGGCUUAUGCCGAGCACGACCCCUGGUUCGGCCUUGAGCAGGAGUAUACUCUCCUUGAUCACGAUGACCGUCCUUUUGGCUGGCCCGUUGGCGGUUUCCCUGCUCCCCAGGGUCCGUACUACUGCGGUGUUGGCAGCGGCAAGGUUGUUAUGCGAGACAUUGUCGACUCACACUACAAGGCCUGCCUCUACGCCGGAAUUCACAUCUCGGGUACCAAUGCUGAGGUGAUGCCCGGUCAGUGGGAGUACCAAGUUGGUCCAUGCGUUGGCAUUAACAUGGGCGAUGAACUCUGGGUUUCUCGAUUUAUGCUUGCUCGCGUCGCAGAAGACUAUGGCGUCAAGGUCUCAUUCCAUCCCAAGCCUAUGAAGGGAAACUGGAACGGAGCUGGUCUGCACAGUAACUUCUCAACGAAGGAGAUGCGUGCCGAGGGUGGAAUGAAGCACAUUGAGGAUGCUCUCAAGAAGCUCGAGCCCCACCACGUCGAGUGUAUCAAGGAGUAUGGAGAGGACAAUGAGCAGCGUCUCACUGGAAGCCACGAGACUGGUUCCAUUGAUCAGUUCUCCUGGGGCGUCGCUAACCGUGGCUGCUCUAUCCGUAUUCCACGGGAGACUGCCGCCAAAGGCUACGGUUACUUUGAAGAUCGCCGACCUGCAUCCAACGCCGAUCCUUACCGCGUCACCAAGAUCCUCAUGACCUCAAUAUUCGGCAAGCUGUGA